CGCGGAACACGCCGCGCUGCUGCUCCAGUCGAGGCUGCUCAUACAAACACUAUCAGUCUCCGCCGCAGCGAAUGGAGGCGAACUGCUGGAAGAGACAUCACUGAGGAACUGUUUCUUUAUCAAAUAUCUUCCCUUCGGAUGUAAAAAAGGAUUUUAACCCGACGACGAUCCGGCGGGGAGAAGAAACGCGACACCAUUUUUUUUUUUAAGUCGACUCGCUUCCCGUUUUUCCCUCCGAACAGAUCGAUUGCCUGUCAUUUAAAAAAAGGGCGUGUGUGCGGGGCGAAGGCAGUUUUAACCAUUUAAUGUGGGUAUAAACGGUAUUUUAGACAUUUUUCUUUCACACCAUCUGGAAGGACACGGUCGAGGAUGGGAUGCACGCUGAGCACAGAGGACAAGGCGGCGGUGGAGCGCAGCAAAAUGAUCGACAGGAAUCUGCGGGACGACGGGGAGAAGGCAGCCAGGGAGGUCAAGCUGCUGCUGCUCGGUGCUGGUGAAUCGGGGAAAAGUACAAUUGUCAAGCAGAUGAAGAUCAUCCAUGAGGCCGGCUACUCAGAAGAGGAAUGCAAGCAGUACAAGGCUGUGGUCUACAGCAACACCAUCCAGUCCAUCAUCGCCAUCAUCAGAGCCAUGGGACGCCUCAAGAUCGACUUUGGCGAUGCCGCAAGAGCUGACGAUGCACGGCAGCUGUUUGUGCUGGCGGGCUCAGCAGAGGAAGGCUUCAUGACGGGAGAACUGGCCGGUGUCAUUAAGCGACUGUGGAAGGACGGAGGUGUUCAAGCCUGCUUCAGCCGCUCCCGCGAAUAUCAGCUCAAUGACUCGGCAGCAUACUACUUGAACGACUUGGACAGGAUAUCCCAGGCCACCUACAUCCCGACUCAGCAGGAUGUCCUGAGGACUCGAGUCAAAACCACAGGCAUUGUGGAAACGCACUUCACAUUCAAGGACCUGCACUUCAAAAUGUUUGAUGUUGGCGGUCAGCGGUCCGAGAGAAAGAAGUGGAUCCAUUGCUUCGAGGGUGUGACCGCCAUCAUCUUCUGCGUGGCCCUCAGCGACUAUGACCUGGUGCUGGCUGAGGACGAGGAGAUGAACCGAAUGCAUGAGAGUAUGAAGCUGUUCGACAGCAUCUGCAACAACAAGUGGUUCACAGACACGUCCAUCAUCCUCUUCCUCAACAAGAAGGAUCUGUUCGAGGAAAAGAUCAAGAAGAGUCCUCUCACCAUCUGCUACCCAGAAUAUGCUGGCUCCAACACGUACGAGGAAGCAGCCGCCUACAUUCAGUGUCAGUUUGAGGACCUGAACAAGAGGAAGGACACCAAGGAGAUUUACACCCACUUCACCUGCGCCACAGACACCAAGAAUGUGCAGUUUGUCUUUGACGCCGUCACCGACGUCAUCAUCAAGAACAACCUGAAAGACUGUGGUCUCUUCUGAGGGGGAAGAUGGCGGAGAUUACCUUUUUUUUUCUUGGCGGUGGAGCCAGUUUUAUUGUGCAUCUUUGGUGGGGAAGAUGAGAAGAGUCGGGAGGAUCAGUCACGGACCAGUGCUGUACUAUAUGCCACUUUUAACAGCUUUAUUUAUGUUUUUUUUGUCUUGGAACAUUUUGAACUAGCGACAUUUGUGUAGGAUGUUUGUAUCAUUGUAAAAGCGUCACCGCAAAUUUUCCGCACACUUUUUUUUUUUUUUUUAAAAAAAAAGGUUUUUAAUUUUUUUUUGAGGAGGAGGUCGCGUUUUUUUGCUGUUCCUUCUGCCGCUGUCUCUGGAAAAGGAAGCUGUUGGUGGCUUCUUUUCUUCCUUCCCUACAAACUAAACAAAAGGGAAGAAAAGGGGUACAACUUUGAGUCCAGUUUGUUGGUACUUGUGCCUUCGCAUGCCUUUUUACCGCGGUCGUAGUCCCAAUGCUUGUUCUGUUGCCUGCUGACUUGUUCUAAACAUAAAAGAGGUAAACUUGUUUUCAUAUGUUAGUGUCCCUGCUAUCUUCUAUGUGCACACCACUGAGCUAUCUGGAGGAAGGAAGAUUUCCCUCUGGUCUAAAGGUACAUGGGUCUCCAUGGUGAGCAACAUGUAGCCUCCACAGUCCCCUACCCCCGUCCCCCCCACCAGCCAUGACAAUGGAAGGCCUCGCUGGCCGAUCACGCAGUACAAUACUGAGAUGUAUAUUGUUACAUUCGCCCCGCAGAUCUGGGGUUCUGGUUUUUAAAGUGUACAAAAUAUCCAUUCUUCCCAACCAUUUCGGAAAAUGGUUAGCAGAGGCACUGAGCUUAUAAUGCGCUCGAGACCAGGGUAGGCACAUUUUAAUGUAUAUUUUAAUGUAUUCGGAGGAGAGUUUUGGGUGUUAAGGAGAGAAAACCACAGAAAAAGAUGGUUAUAAAGGUGAGGAUGAGGUCUGAAAUGUUUUAAGGUUCAGACGUCGCCAUUCGCGAAGCCUUUCGUUCAGGCGAUAGAGGAUUGUCAAAGGGAGCCUGGUCUACGAUUUUUGAGAUCAGUUCUACUUUGCCAAGACUUGAGUGAUAAAUAUGGUCCUGGAUCUGUUCAUAUAAAGAAACUGCCACAACUGUCAAUGUAUGUGUAUGUUCUCCACGAAUGGAGAAUCUUUGUAGACUCAUCUCCCUUAUUUUGCUAAUAAAAACCAUGUACAAACCA
Plectropomus leopardus (leopard coralgrouper) is the source of this 2643-nucleotide messenger RNA. RefSeq names its product guanine nucleotide binding protein (G protein), alpha inhibiting activity polypeptide 1 (gene gnai1). Gene Ontology annotation, molecular function: G-protein beta/gamma-subunit complex binding; G protein-coupled serotonin receptor binding; GTPase activity. Gene Ontology annotation, biological process: adenylate cyclase-modulating G protein-coupled receptor signaling pathway. The record is from RefSeq and is a predicted model, not a curated record. Gene Ontology annotation, cellular component: cytoplasm; heterotrimeric G-protein complex. NCBI's taxonomy places the organism in Eukaryota, Metazoa, Chordata, Actinopteri, Perciformes, Serranidae.